AUGGAUGGUAAUACUCAGAAAAAAGCCGGAAAAGAAGGCACCGCCAAACGCCCGCCAACAACUCCGAAUAAGAGUGAGACGAAGAAAGUGAAAACCGGUGAGAUGGACACUGAGCCAGAACUUUCAAACACUUCCCUGCUGAUGGCCAUUCAAGCCUCUCUGCAGUCUCUUAUUGAGCGUUUUGACAAACAAGACAAGAAGCUUGAUGACAUGACUACUAUAAUCAAAGAACACAGUGAGAGCAUUGCUUUCAAUAUGACAGAGAUAGAGGAGUGCAAAAAACAAACGGCCGAGAUGAAAAGUGCAAUGGCAGCGCUAACCCGGGAAAACAAUGAGCUGCGUGAGAGAGUCAAAGACUUUGUGUUGGUGUGGGAGGUUCGAUCUCGGCGGAAGAAGAGAUCCAAAUCCACAGACUCGACGGGGCCCGGUGCAGAAGGAAGUCGGUCUGAGCUGAGGAGAGCCCAGCUGGAGCAGUGGAGAGACAGGUUCACACAGAACCUGCAGGAGGCCGGGAUACUCAUGGAGAAGGAGGAAAAGGCCUGUGAAAAGAAGACGAUCCACUUCCUGAAGCUCAGCGCCCCCUGGGAUGUGUUGGUGUAUUACGCUGAAGACCUCUGUCAAAGAGCACCUCUGCAGGCCCAGCCGCACUUGGACCUAAACACUUCUGCUCGAGUCCUGCACAAACUGUUCAUCCCCAACGUCCUGAUGGAGUCCGUGCCCAACCGCCCGCUGGACUACUACACCUGUGCCUUCCGUCGGUCCAAGUUACACAGGUUUCUCGGGAGCAGCGAUCAGGAAAGUUACUUCACGCAGACGCAGAGACAUCGAGUGGUUCAUGAGAUUCUGGCCAGGACCGUUUAUGGCAAAAGGAAGAGAGCUGAGGUCGGCGUGGACAGACUCAUAAACGAAGGCGCUUACACAGCCGCGUUCCCUCUGCAUGAGGGGCCGUUUGAGCCUCCUGGGUUUGGGGUUCGACCCGAGGAGCUGAACCAGAGGCAGGUCCUGUAUCACUUCUGGGCUCGCUGGUGCAAAUGGUACAAGUACCAACCUUUGGAUCACAUCCGGGAAUACUUUGGAGAGAAGAUCGCGCUCUACUUUGCCUGGUUAGGAUUCUACACGGCGUGGCUGCUGCCGGCUGCUGUGGUGGGAACACUGGUCUUUGUGUCUGGAGUCCUGACCAUGGGCUCCAACGUACCAGCAGAGGAGAUCUGUCACAACGGGAGCCGAUACCUCAUGUGUCCUCUGUGCAACACCUGCAAAGCCUGGAACAUGUCUGAAAUCUGCCCCAUGGCCAAAGUGGGGUAUCUGUUCGACCAUCCAGGCACAGUCCUCUUCAGUGUCUUCAUGUCGUUCUGGGCCGUCACUUUCUUGGAGUAUUGGAAAAGAAAGAUGGCCACUCUGGCUCAUCACUGGGACUGUAUGGACUUCCACGAAGAGGAGGAGGGUCCUCGGCCUGAGUUCGUUGCCAUGGCACCGCUGAUGGAAGAGAACCCUGUGACCGGUGUCAAAGAGCCCUACUUUCCAGAGAAGACCAGACUGUCCCGAAUGUUCACCGGCUCCAUGGUCAUUAUUAUGAUGCUGUGUGUGGUAAUGAUCUUCUUGGUGACCGUGGUCAUGUGUCGAGGAAUCAUCAGUAUCAUGAUGUUUCACACCGGGAGCCCAGUCCUCAGAACAGAGGCAGGAACCAUCGCAAACAUCUGCAGCAGUUUGGUGAAUCUGGGCCUGAUCCUGCUCAUGGGCCGGGUCUACACCGCCAUGGCCGAGCAGCUCACCAAAUGGGAGAUGCACAGGACUCAAACCCAGUACGACAACGCCUUCAUCCUAAAAGUAUUCAUUUUUCAGUUCGUAAACUUCUACUCCUCUCCUUUCUAUGUAGCGUUCUUCAAAGGCCGGUUUGUGGGGUACCCUACCAACUACGGCACUUUGUUUGGAAUGAGAAAUGAAGAUUGCGGUCCUGGGGGAUGUCUCAUUGAACUGGCUGAACAACUCUUCAUCAUCAUGGUCGGGAAGCAACUCAUCAAUAACAUCCAGGAGUUCCUCAUCCCGAAAGUAAAGGCCUGGCAGCAGAAGAGAACACUGGAAAAUGCGUUUGGAGGUCAUGAAAAACACAAACUCCGGCCCUGGGAGCAGGAUUACCAACUGCUCGAGUGUGAGGGUCUCUUUGAAGAGUAUCUGGAAAUGGUGCUGCAGUUUGGGUUCAUCACCAUCUUCGUGGCGGCCUUCCCUCUGGCGCCUCUGUUCGCGCUCCUGAACAACUGGGUGGAGAUCCGUCUGGACGCCCAUAAGUUUGUGUGCGAAUACCGCCGCCCGGUGGCCGAGCGGGCGCAGAACAUCGGGGUCUGGUUUCACAUCCUGGAGGCUCUGUCGCACCUGUCCGUCAUCGCCAACGUGAGGCUGAAAAACUCACCUCUCACCGUUCAAAGCCACUCCUUACAUGAUCAGCACUAG
This is a messenger RNA of Knipowitschia caucasica, 2448 nucleotides long. Lineage: Eukaryota; Metazoa; Chordata; Actinopteri; Gobiiformes; Gobiidae. The record is from the annotation of a GenBank genome assembly.